Molecule: messenger RNA, 495 nt
Organism: Scutellospora calospora
Lineage: Eukaryota; Fungi; Glomeromycota; Glomeromycetes; Diversisporales; Gigasporaceae
Source: the annotation of a GenBank genome assembly
AUGAUAACAAAAGUAAUCAUGGUUCUAUUUCAAACUUAUCUAUUUUAUUUGAUAUCUCUUCCUCCAGAAUUACUUAAAUCAAAACCUUCACAAACCUACAAAGUUGAAGGAAUUAGUGGAUUGAUAUUAAUACAUUUUGGGCAACAUAUUGCACGAAUAGCAAAUAUUUGUUUAUCCUUAUUUUAUAUUUAUUUAAUGUAUCAACAAGAAAUGGAUAAUUUACCAAUUCCAACUUAUUCAUCUUCAAUAGAAACAUAUUAUUUUAAUUUCGCUUAUGAAGAUUUGUUUAGGCCGCAUAAAUUAUCAAACUGGAACUUAGAGGAUGUAGUAUUUUGUUUUAUGGCGAUAUUUGGAGCUAUGUUAAGAUUACGGUGUUUUAAGGUUAUGAAGGAGUUUUUUACGUUUAACGUUGAGAUUAAGAAAAACCAUAAAUUGAUUACUACUGGACCUUAUAGUCUUUUAAUUCAUCCAUCGGUAAAAAUUAUGAUUAAAUAA